CGCAUUCGCGCGCAUCUGACAGCCCCUUUUCUGCGUGCGCUCAAGUGCUGCUCGGCCAGUGAGUGAAGAGAGCCGUAGCCAAGUAGAAAGCGAGGACGCUGGAUGCUGCAGUACACCGCCUGAAGUGCGCUUGAAAACAAACCUACUGUGUCCAAAGACCGAGCUUGUCCUUUCCGGAAGAGUUGUCAUUGUGGGACUGAACAGCCUUAUUUGAGAGGAAAGAGGAAAACGAUUCUUUUUAGCCUCUCCCCCAGCCUUGAAAGGGAAUGCCAUCCAUAAACAUGAAACUGGAGAUGGUGACUCUCAUCGCCUGCGAUGUGGACAUCGAGGUCUUUACCUCCGACAAAAUGCAGGAGCGCUUCGAGGCUCUGUUCCGUAUCUACGAUGAGCAGACGUCCUUCCAGAUGUUCAAGAGCUUCAGACGGGUCCGGAUCAGCUUCAGCACCGCCGAGGCGGCCGCACGCGCCCGCAUUGAGCUGCACGAGUCCGAGUUCAACGGAGCCCAACUCAAGCUCUACUUCGCACAGGUGCAGAACUCAGGUGAGGAGGUGGACAAGUCGUUCCUGGCGCCGCCCCAGCCCGUGAAGCAGUUCCUGAUCUCCCCCCCGGCCUCCCCCCCGGUGGGCUGGGCACAGAGCGAGGACGCCACGCCCAUCAUCAACUACGACCUGCUCUGCGCCGUCGCCAAACUCGGCCCAGGUGACAAGUACGAGCUCCACGCCGGCACCGAGUCCACCCCCAGCGUGGUGGUGCACGUGUGCGACAGCGACAACGAGAACGAGAACGAAAAUGAGGAUGACGAGGCUCGGCCCAAGAUGAAGAUCGUCCAGACCCGACGUCCUGAGGGGCCACCCAAAGUCUUCAACUAAAAAGUCCCGGAAGUGUCCACCCUGCGAAGUGUCCACCCUCUGAUCUCUCUCUGUCUCUCUCCUGCACUCAGAGAAAGACACCCUUCAUUUCAGUUUAAAAAAAAAAACAACAGCAAACUUUUAAAAAAAGCAUACAAACUAACGAACGAACGUAUGAGCGAACUGCGGGGUGAUGUUUGUGAAACGCGUGUGGACGGACAGACAUGUGACAGGGCUGACGGACGGAGGUGACCCCCAGUUGGAUGGGCUUGGCACUGGCUCUCAUCACACACUGGCCCAUGGGACCGUCCAUGACCCCACCCCCCUACCCCCCCACCUCACAGGGGCUCCUCUCCUGCCAUGCUCUCAUCUAGCGUAGUCUCUGUACUAGUCAUCAGUAGCAGCAGACUGGGGUAGAGUUAGCUCUCUCACAGGUAUUUAAGUCAUCUAUCUGUACUUAAGAAAGGUGGUUGCUUAAGACAGAGAUCACUAAUGCUUGAAACCAUUUGGUUUGUUGUUUUCCUUAUUUUUGUUUUCUUUCUUUUUUUAAUAAUUGUUAUUAUGACUUAUACUACUACUCUUACUAUAAGUAUCUGUUGGUCAUGCUUUGUCUUUCAUAUCAGCACUCCUCAUGUGAUGACUCAGCGAGGCCAGAUGGCGCCUGAAAUCAUGCUUCUGUAUGUGGGUCUUUAUGUAGAAUACUUACAGACAAAACAAAUGACAAACAAAUUCACACAGAAGAAGUUACGGACAAGCGAUAUGCUACAGGCCGCCACUGGUGCAACCUAAUGGAGCUUUUGAGCUUUGGGGUGAGGUAGAUGGGGUUCUUUUGUAAGAAAAAAAAAAAAACGAAGGGCGUUUGUUUACUGAUCUAGAUGUGUAUUCUUACCAUGUAUUUGAUACCACAAACAUUUUUGCAUGCUAACUAGCGUAGUCAGGAGCUCAAGAGUUUUUUACUGAUCACGACUUACAGGGAUCGGGAGAGAUCUGGAGGUUUUUGGCGUUUGGCGUUCAUAUCAGAGGGUUUAGCCUGAUGGGCAUGGAUUGGAGUCGAGCGUAGCUCUCGUAGCCCUCGUGUGAACAGUAGCACUGCGUCGAGCGUCGCUCACUGGUUGGGUUCGAGCUCUACAUGGGCAUGAGCAGAACGCUGAAUUUUGUGGUUGUUUAAAGUUAAAAAUAUAAUGCAAAAAAGUGUGUUUAUUCUGAACUUUUUUUACACUUAUUAUUCGAAUGGUUCUGAUUCUUACUCUUCUUCCUGUGUUCAUCCUGGAUGCUCGGGCGUUUUUGUGACUGGCUUAUUGUUCUAAUGCUUCUGAUUCCUGUGUUCAUCCUGGAUGCUCGGGCGUUUUUGUGACUGGCUUAUUGUUCUAAUGCUUCUGAUUCCUGUGUUCAUCCUGGAUGCGCGGGCGUUUUUGUGACUGGCUUGCUUAAUGUGUGUUUUCUGUGGGCUGCUUAGGCUUGUCUUGCACUGAAACUCACUUGAUCGUUUCUGGCUUGGUUUUGUUUUUACUUUUGUUUUAUUAAUUUUUUUGUUUAUAUUUAUGUUUUUGUUUUGCUUUAUCUCUCUCCUUUGUGGGCCUGCUGGCUGCUGGCUGUUUCAACCGCUGUAGGUAUAGAUAGUGUGUUUGUUAGUAGAAUGGCCUGCUGUAGGUAGUUUAGAUAGUGUGUUUGUUAGUAGAAUGGCCUGUUAUAGCCAGUGAAGAUGCAACCCUUUACCACAUCAUUCACUUUGUGUGAUAAACCUUUCAAACUUAUCCAAGCUCCAAACCAGUACCUCCAUCAUACACACACACACACACACACACACAUUACACACUUAUGUUCACAGUAACCAAGGAGCAAAAAGGGAUAGCCUAUUUACCAGAAUAAGGCUUUUUUAUGUUGUUUUUAUUUUACAAUCUCGCUAUGAACACAUUUAAGUGAUUGCUGAAGUUUGAUUACUAUUGGGUCUGCUCAUUCAAAGAUCUAUGGAAUUAUCUUUGAGUCAGAUGUCACUUCUGCUAAAUGUAUUUUGCUCUCAUAGGCCUACUGAACACAAAACAGGCCUACUGAUACAAAUACUUCAUACUUAGCCCAGCCCAGCUUUUGCACGCCACGACCGAUUGGCGUCGUAGCAAGUUUGAGUCAACCCCCCAUUCAACUCACUCUUAGCAAGUCUUUGAUAAACGAGUUUGAGCCUUUGACAAGAAGCCAAACUGUGUUGGGGGGGGGGGGGGGGGGGGGGGGGUCAUGAGAAGGGACGACAAAGCUAACUGGAUUUAGCCUCAGCACAUGCUAGCACUUUAUAACUGUCCUGUCACCCCCCCCCCCCCCCCCCCCGGCCUCCCCAGCUGCCUCAGUAGACUGCAGGCGCUUUUAUUUCAUUUUAUUUUAUUCCUUUUCCUCUUUCAAAAGUGUACACCUGGUUAGCCGUCACCAGCAUAGCAGUGGGAGUCUCUGCUCACCUGUUUCCAUUUCACUGUUUUUCUGUCACAAUGCGGGUUUUUAUGGAGUCGUGUCUGGUCUCUGCAUGCAGCUGAGAGACCCCUUAACAAUCUGCUGUAACAACGUCAAUUAGGAUCUCCCCGAAUUACUUUUCUUUUUCUUUUACGUCAGUUUGUCCUU
Messenger RNA from Alosa sapidissima (American shad), 3452 nucleotides. It is a transcript of the gene rcan3, whose product is annotated as regulator of calcineurin 3. Bases 267 to 869 code for a protein of 200 amino acids. Gene Ontology annotation, cellular component: cytoplasm; nucleus. The record is from RefSeq and is a predicted model, not a curated record. NCBI's taxonomy places the organism in Eukaryota, Metazoa, Chordata, Actinopteri, Clupeiformes, Clupeidae. The transcript is spliced from 4 exons. Gene Ontology annotation, molecular function: nucleic acid binding; calcium-dependent protein serine/threonine phosphatase regulator activity. Gene Ontology annotation, biological process: calcium-mediated signaling.